CGCACAGUUUUAUAAAUGAGACCCCAGAGCUGUAAGCCAGUGGCGGAUAACCUCUGCCGGUCCGUGUUCCUGGCCCAGAUGGUGGGGGGCUUCCUCCAAGACCUGGGGGUGGGGGUGUAUGUGGUGGAUGCCUACAGCAUGGCUCCUGAUGUGAAGUCCCUGGUGGAGUUUCUGAAAGCUGGAGGGGGGCUGUUGAUCGCAGGGCAGGCCUGGUCCUGGGCUGGACAACACCCCAAGCAAGACGUUCUGAAGGCCUUCCCAGGGAACCAGGUGCCCAGUGUGGCGGGGAUCUACUUCUCUGAAUACUGUGGAGAGGUUGAUCUUCUGCCCGUUUAUCCUCAGAUUCCAACCUCCUGGCUGGCUGUGGUAAUUGGCAAGGACUUUAAGGAUGAUUUGGAGUCCCUUCUGCAGGGCGUGUCCGAGUUGGACAUCAGCGGUGGCGCGAUAGCCUCCGAGGUCCUCGUCCACGGCCCUCUGGCCUUCCCCAUCGGCACCACAUCGGACGGACGGGCUUUCCUGGCUGGAGCCUACUACGGCCGGGGCCGGGUCAUCGUGACCACACACGAGGGCUUCAUGGGCUGGCAGGUGGGGUGA
Messenger RNA from Gadus morhua (Atlantic cod), 594 nucleotides. Its product is annotated as TRPM8 channel-associated factor homolog. Gene Ontology annotation, biological process: positive regulation of protein targeting to membrane. Lineage: Eukaryota; Metazoa; Chordata; Actinopteri; Gadiformes; Gadidae. The record is from RefSeq and is a predicted model, not a curated record. The coding region runs from base 16 to 594 and encodes 192 amino acids. The transcript is spliced from 2 exons. Gene Ontology annotation, cellular component: plasma membrane. Gene Ontology annotation, molecular function: transmembrane transporter binding.